GAAGGGAUCCACUUGGGGGCAAGCUGGUGAUGCGUCACAGCUCUUGGUGAAAAGAGGAGACAAAAAAGAGGACUAAAAUAGCGCCUAACCUGCGGGUUAAUGUGCACCAAUGGCCACGAAGCCACUCGUGGUCUCAGAGCUGAGCGCAAACGUGCCACAGGUGAUAGGAGGUAUGAGCACCGGGAUGAGGGAGUUUGUGCGCGUUAGGUGUUGCAAAUAACCGAGAGAAAACGACUACCAAACAAACCAAACUUUGCGAUGUAAGAUUAGUGUCCGAAAAGCUCUGCAACGGUGCAGAAAUUCUACGACUUCACCACGUCACUUCUCGGGAGAUCAUGAAACAACAUCGGAUGAGGCUGAAGCGAGGACAAGUUGAGGAAGCUGAGGAAAGCUAUCUUCACCGAUGAAGCAGCCAAGUUCCUCUGCUCUGCGCCUCUCCUUUUACGCACAGGCGAGGUGAGGACGGAGAGCAUCUCAUCAAUAUCAAUGUAGAAGAAAACAGCACAGAGUUUAACCUGAGGUGCUGAGAGAUCUGCACAAGACGGAAAGAAGCACAACUGCACAAUUUCAAUCGAAAAAAAAAGCACACCAUGGCUGCAGAAGGGGGAUCCUCUGGUUUGGCCAAAUCAGCCGCCGUGAAACUAUCCGAGAUGGGCGAAAGAACCAAGCAGUUAGGAACCGCCAUGAGGGAUCCACACCAGCAAAGACGGAUCAUAUUAGUGAUUGUUUGCGUGGCUCUCCUCCUGGACAAUAUGCUCUACAUGGUAAUCGUGCCAAUUAUUCCAGACUAUCUUGCUGAUCUGGAGAGUGAGCAGUCAGAGCACGUCCACGUAGUGAUGCACCCCAACACUUCAGUCAACAGCACAAGCCAAGCCAAGAGCAACAAGGACAAUUUAGACGUCCAGAUAGGAGUACUUUUUGCAUCCAAAGCCAUCCUGCAACUUUUAGUUAACCCACUCUCGGGAACUUUCAUUGACCGGGUCGGAUAUGACAUCCCGCUUUUAAUUGGACUGACUGUCAUGUUCGUAUCCACCUGUAUAUUCGCAUUUGGAGAAAACUAUGCGACUCUUUUUGUGGCUAGAAGUUUGCAGGGUUUGGGUUCUGCUUUUGCGGACACUUCUGGACUUGCGAUGAUAGCUGAUAAAUACACGGAGGAGGCUGAGAGGAGCAGGGCGCUGGGCAUCGCACUGGCGUUCAUCUCUUUCGGGAGUCUGGUGGCGCCUCCCUUUGGGGGGGUCCUGUACGAGUUUGCUGGAAAGAGGGUGCCCUUCAUCGUUCUCGCCUGUAUUUGCCUGGCGGAUGGUUUUCUGCUGCUGACCGUCAUCAAGCCGUUUACCAACAGGACUAGAGAGAACAUACCAGUGGGUACCCCCAUUUACAGACUCAUGAUUGACCCCUACAUAGCUGUGGUUGCCGGGGCGCUGACAGUUUGCAACAUCCCUUUGGCCUUUCUAGAGCCCACCAUAGCCAACUGGAUGGAGAGCACCAUGCACUCCUCACAGUGGGAAAUGGGACUCACCUGGCUCCCAGCCUUCUUCCCUCAUGUCUUUGGUGUGUACAUUACAGUCAAACUUGCAGCCCAACAUCCAAAUUUGCAGUGGUUUUACGGGGCUGUAGGUUUGGUUAUCAUAGGGGCGAGUUCUUGCACUGUCCCAGCAUGCAAAACUUUUGGCCAACUCAUAGCCCCGUUGUGCGGUAUUUGUUUUGGCAUCGCUCUAGUCGACACUGCCCUCCUUCCCACGCUUGCGUUUCUGGUUGAUGUGCGUCAUGUUUCUGUGUACGGUAGUGUUUAUGCUAUAGCUGAUAUUUCCUACUCUGUCGCAUACGCCAUGGGUCCUAUAGUAGCCGGACAGAUAGUGCACAGUCUCGGGUUUGUUCAACUUAAUCUGGGUAUGGGCCUCGUCAAUGUGCUUUACGCACCAGCCCUGCUGCUGUUGCGCAAUGUGUGCCAAAUGAAACCGUCCUACUCCGAAAGAGAUAACCUGUUAGAUGAGGCUCCGCAGGGGUUGUACGAUACUAUUAAGAUGGAGGAGAGGAGAGCUAAAAAGAAGGGCUACAGCUCAGCAGGGAAUUGUUUGAGUGUAGAUGAAAAUGGGUUUGACCCUUUUAAAGCACAGCGGUCCUUGUCCGAAGAGUCGUCCGGUCCGGAGUUCACUUAAACCGGACACACACCUCCUCCACCCCCACCCCUUGGUACCCCUUCCCUCAAAGAGAUCAAAGAUAAGGCAGGUCUUUAGGUUAGUGGUUAAACUUUUAUGUAAGUACCGAUGUGCAAUAUCAACACCCAAUCACACAAAUCAUGAUUGCGUGACUCGCUUUUCCAAAGUUUUUUUUUUGUUUUGUUUUGUUUUUUUUUUCUUUUAAUUGUGAUUUCAUUGUGUCUAAAAGUCUCUGUAACGUUUGUCAUGGACGUAUAACUGGAGUUUUGUGAGAGAUCUAUCAACUACUGUUGAAUUUGUGUGUAUCACUGAGUAUUGUAAAAAGGUAUAAAUAGAUAAAUGUGCGUACAAGAUUAUAUGGGACCAACUCUACUGUAUAAGCAGCACAUCCCCCCCACCCCCACCCCCCAACACAAAAAUAGCCUAUAUUUUUAGUCUGAAAAACCUUUUUUUACUUGCACAUCAAAGGCCUAAUCUCAUUUUUUUUGUUGUGGAAAAUUUAGUGGAAUAUUAAUUUUGUAACACGUGGGCCUGUUUAUGAUUUUUAUUAUUUUGUUGUUUGAAAAAUAAAUGUACUAUAUAAAUGGGUUUUGUACAUAUGUGGAUAUAUGCACAAUGUAAAUUGUUACGUGGACCUCUGCAGAGUGUGUAUGUGUGUGUGGAUGCGUGUGUGCGUGUGUGUGUGUGUGUGUAUGUAUGAAACAUUUUGUCAAAACGUAGCCGAUGAAGUCAGUCUCCUUAAAAUGAACAGAUAUGUAUUCAUUUAUUAUUAAUGGUCGUUUUAAUAAAUCUCUGUUUGGAUCUGUG
Molecule: messenger RNA, 2966 nt
Organism: Sphaeramia orbicularis (orbiculate cardinalfish)
Lineage: Eukaryota; Metazoa; Chordata; Actinopteri; Kurtiformes; Apogonidae
Gene: slc18a3b
Product: solute carrier family 18 member 3b
Exons: 2
Coding region: 591-2159 (522 amino acids)
Biological process (GO): transmembrane transport; xenobiotic transport; chemical synaptic transmission
Cellular component (GO): terminal bouton; AP-2 adaptor complex; AP-1 adaptor complex
Molecular function (GO): xenobiotic transmembrane transporter activity; acetylcholine transmembrane transporter activity
Source: RefSeq, a predicted model, not a curated record